This is a messenger RNA of Phycomyces blakesleeanus NRRL 1555(-), 2070 nucleotides long. RefSeq lists its product as hypothetical. Bases 1 to 2070 code for a protein of 689 amino acids. NCBI's taxonomy places the organism in Eukaryota, Fungi, Mucoromycota, Mucoromycetes, Mucorales, Phycomycetaceae. The record is from RefSeq and is a predicted model, not a curated record. The transcript has 6 exons.
AUGAACAUUUAUCCAAACCGCCUUCGUUCAUUUCGUGUUAAUUCAAAAUGGCCUCGCUCAAGCAAGGAGCGUCCUCCUAUUGAAGACUUUGCAUCCGCAGGUUUUUAUUACCCUCAAAAACCAAAAACAGUAGAUUCAGUACGCUGCUUUCUUUGCAAGAUUGAUCUGAAUCAAUGGGAUCAAAAUUCAUCUCCAAUGGAGCGACACGCACAUGUGUCGCCUUUGUGCUCAUGGGUACUGCUUGGAUUUCCUCAGAGUACGAAAUUGCUUCAGGUCAAUCCAAGAGAUAUAAAUAGCUGGCCAAAGAGUGAGACGAUGAAAAAGGCGCGUCUGAGGACAUUUGUGAAAGAUAAUUACUGGCCACCACCAUCAGCCCGAACAUCUGAUCUGAGUCAUCGACGACGACAAUUACCUACACCUUCUAAAUUGGCAGCCGCAGGCUUCUGUUAUAUCCCAAAUUCUGAAAGGGACACAAAGGUAGUGUGUGUGUAUUGUCGAUGUACAAUUACGGACAAGGAUAUGUCUACUGAUCUGGCAGAAAAGCACAGAGAACUAAAGCCAGAUUGCCCUUUCUUUCAAACAUACACUGCGCACACAGAACAGGAAGAAGAUAAGAAUAAAGAUGACGAUGGUGGUGAUGGUGAUGAAGGGGACAGCCGGGACAGUUGGACUUCUGCCGUGAGUGAAUUGGAUAAAAAUGCUGCAGAUAAAGACAAAGGCACCAUGAGACGAGUGACUCGUCAGACCAUACAAACGCCCACAUCUGAUACCCACAAACUUCGACCAAGUUUGGAGAAAAAGAGGGCAUCGCCGUCUAGAGAAGAUGUACCCGGGCUAGCAGGAAAAAGAAAGAGGAUCACAGAAGAGAGGACACCAGAAAAAGAUAAGAAGAUCAAAUUUGACUUGAAAGAGACCACCAAGGACGCCAAGGUUGCCAAUGUCGCCAAGGUCACCAAGGUCACCAAGGUCACCGAGACCAGCCAGUCUCCCAGAGAUAAUUUCAAGGAAGACAGUGUAUGGAAUAUUUCAAAGGCAUUCGAAAACAAGGAUGGUCUUGGAAGGAGACAGCUUCCGGUACCAAAGACUAUACUGACAUAUUCCAAACGACAACGAAAGAAAUUGGCGCCAAUUCUGCCAGAUGAAUUGACCGACCCAAUUGCGGAAAGGCUUGCUGAGUCUAAUACAAAGAUCAUCAAAACAAACGGACUUUUGACAAAUACCUGUGUCGAGACAGGGACUACUACUGGAUUGGAUGUGUCAGAAAAUUCUCCUGGCCUAGAUACACUCCCUAGAGAGGAGGAACCCUCGGUGUCAAAAACACAACCGAGGAUUCCUUUACAGGACAAGGGAAAAGGAAAAGAGCUCCCCUUGAUGGCAGUUGGAAGAAAAACUUUGAGUUUAUCAAAGAAAAGGUCCAAGAUAGUCGAUUUACCUACUACGACGGUAGAUAGUCAUUCAAGACAAACCGGCGAAUCUGAAGAGCAGACAAUUCAGAAUAAGAAGAGCCUGAUUGCUACUGAGGAAGAUGAGGAGGGUUCUGGAGGUAAUAGUGGUGGUGAGGUGGCCCAGAGAACUAGAGAAACCACACCUCCUGUAUCAUCGGGGUAUGUGGGAUUUCAACGAAAUUUUACUACUUCUACACCAAUUCGACAUGGAAUGAUCUUGCCUGACCUGGAAGAUGACGAUAAUUGGCUUGCAUCACCUAUCCGACCUCAGGGAAGUUCGGGUGCCUUUCGGUCUCCUGGGUUUGGACUUUUUCAAUGUACACCCCACACUGACGUAGAGAGAGUGAGAGUUAAUGAUGAGAGUCGAUUAAGGUCACGGAGGCCCAAUUUUCCCAUGUCUCCAGUGUAUAAUCACAGGACUGUACCAUCAGAAGAUAAUAUUAGAUCAGACACCAGGCACUCGCUUACACAGGAGCAGCUGAAGAUGACGGUAGAGGACUAUUUGAGAUCACUGAUGGAGGAUAAAAUAGCUGCAGUAAAAAGACGUGGAGAUGAGCAAAUUAAUGAAAUAGAAAAACAGGUAGAUCAAGUGCUGUCAGUGCUUGAAUUACAAGAUAGUAGAUGA